CGGAAGUCCCACCCCUCCCGACGGGCUGCCGUUUUCUCCUGAAGUUCUGUCCGCGUGAGUGUGGUAGUGUAUAUACCUCGGUGCGAAAAUGGCGCAUUACAACUUCAAGAAGAUAAUGGUGGUUCCGUCCGCCAAGGACUUUAUUGAUCUGACAUUAUCAAAGACUCAACGGAAGACUCCAACAGUUAUUCAUAAACAUUACCAGAUUCAUCGCAUUAGGCAUUUUUACAUGAGGAAAGUCAAAUUUACCCAACAGAAUUACCAUGACAGACUCUCUCAGAUUUUGACAGAUUUCCCCAAACUGGAUGAUAUCCAUCCAUUUUAUGCUGAUUUGAUGAAUAUUCUAUAUGACAAGGAUCAUUACAAGUUGGCUCUAGGACAAAUAAAUAUUGCCAAAAACUUAGUGGACAAUGUUGCUAAAGAUUAUGUGCGACUUAUGAAAUACGGAGAUUCCCUGUACCGCUGCAAACAGCUGAAACGUGCUGCCCUCGGGCGAAUGUGUACUAUUAUCAAAAGACAGAAACAGAGCUUGGAGUACUUGGAACAAGUACGUCAGCAUUUAUCCCGUUUGCCAACCAUUGAUCCAAAUACCAGAACUCUGCUAUUGUGUGGGUACCCAAAUGUUGGAAAAUCCAGCUUCAUCAAUAAGGUGACAAGAGCUGAUGUGGAUGUUCAGCCCUAUGCCUUUACGACUAAGUCAUUGUUUGUCGGGCACAUGGAUUAUAAGUAUCUUCGUUGGCAGGUUGUGGAUACUCCAGGGAUUUUGGACCACCCUCUGGAGGAUCGGAACACCAUUGAGAUGCAGGCCAUCACAGCGCUGGCCCACCUUCGUGCUGCUGUUCUGUACGUGAUGGAUCUGUCUGAGCAGUGCGGCCAUGGAUUGAAGGAGCAGCUUGAACUCUUCCAAAACAUCAGGCCUCUGUUUCUCAAUAAGCCACUUAUUGUUGUAGCAAACAAAUGUGAUGUGAAGAAAAUAGCUGAACUUUCUGAAGAUGAUCAGAAAAUAUUUGUAGAUUUGCAGACCGAAGGAUUUCCUGUAAUAGAGACCAGCACCCUGACUGAGGAAGGUGUUACUCAGGUUAAAACAGAGGCUUGUGAUAGGCUUUUGGCUCAUCGAGUUGAAACCAAAAUGAAAGGAAAUAAAGUGAAUGAGGUGCUGAACAGAUUGCAUUUAGCUGUACCCAACAAAAGAGAUGAUAAGGAGAGGCCUCCUUUCAUCCCGGCAGGAGUAGUGGCACGUAAGAAGAGAAUGGAGAUUGAGGAGCCUAAGAAGAAAAGGGAACGAGAUAUUGAGCUGGAAAUGGGAGAUGAUUAUAUUUUGGAUCUUCAGAAGUACUGGGACUUAAUGAAUUCAUCCGAAAAAUAUGAUAAGAUACCAGAGAUCUGGGAAGGCCAUAAUGUAGCUGAUUACAUUGAUCCUGACAUCAUGAGGAAAUUACAAGAGCUAGAAAAAGAAGAAGAACUAAGAACAGCUGCUGGAGAGUAUGACAGUGACUCUGAAAGUGAAGAUGAGGAAGUAAUGGAAAUCCGACAGUUGGCCAAACAAAUCAGAGAAAAAAAGAAAUUGAAAAUUCUUCAAUCAAAAGAAAAGAAUACACAGGGACCCAGAAUGCCUCGAACUGCUAAGAAGGUUCAGCGAAAAGUUUUGGAGAAUGAGAUGCGAAAUCUUGGUGUUAACAUGGACAAUAAAGACAACGCCCACUAUGCAGUCCAGGCAAGAAGAUCGCGGAGUAUUACUAGGAAAAGAAAGCGGGAAGAUUCUGCUCCACCCUCUUCUUUGGCCCGGAGUCGCAGUUGCUCUCGAACACCACGUGAUGUUUCUGGUCUUCGGGAUGUCAAGAUGGUGAAAAAAGCCAAGACUAUGAUGAAGAAGGCUCAGAAGAAGAUGAAUCGCUUGGGGAAGAAAGGGGAGGCAGAUAGACACGUAUUUGAUAUGAAGCCCAAACACUUACUCUCUGGAAAGAGGAAAUCUGGUAAAAAGGACAGGAGAUAAGUGUCCUUUUUGAUUGAAACUGUUUGGCUGAACUAUGGGGUUUUUUUCUUUGUUGUGUUUUAUUGGUGUGUGUGUGUGCAUGUGCAUUAAAAUAUACAAAACAUGAAAGUUACCAUUUUAACCACUUUUUGAGUGUAUGAGUGAUGUUAAGCACGUACAUGCUUUUUUUGUUUGAUUUGGUUUGCUUUUGUAUUUCAUUAAGUUGGAGUAAAGAAUAUAAACUAAAAAUAACUAAAUCACUGCUUUGCUGAAAAUCAUGGUUAUCCUUUAGCUAUACAGAUGUGAGAAAUUUUUGUUAUACCACAAUAUUACAAAUAUUUUGAAUGCAUUUAAUGGAAUUUUGCUUGCUUCAGAGUCACAAUAUUGCAAAGGCCUAUUGAUGUAGCUGUGUUGUUUUUGAUGGAGAAAAACCUUAUUCUCUUCUGCAGAGGAAACCUCUGUUUCCCCCACACACAUUGUCCUUUUUUUACUGGAAAACAUCUCCACUUGUAGACUUGGGGAGAUGGCUACCAGGGUCCAUGCUCUGUAGACAUGGGAGGGAGUGGGUGGUAAUGAGUAUUUUGGAACCACAGAGCUUCAAAGGUGCUCUUAAAUUAUUUUCUGUUGCUUUUGUACAAUACAUCAUUGUAAAUCUGUCUUCACCUAAUUUAUCCCAAAUAAAUUUAUAUCAGGAAGUA
Molecule: messenger RNA, 2670 nt
Organism: Loxodonta africana (African savanna elephant)
Lineage: Eukaryota; Metazoa; Chordata; Mammalia; Proboscidea; Elephantidae
Gene: GTPBP4
Product: GTP binding protein 4
Exons: 17
Coding region: 89-1993 (634 amino acids)
Biological process (GO): ribosomal large subunit biogenesis
Cellular component (GO): nucleolus
Molecular function (GO): RNA binding; GTPase activity; GTP binding
Source: RefSeq, a predicted model, not a curated record